Molecule: messenger RNA, 2224 nt
Organism: Salvelinus fontinalis (brook trout)
Lineage: Eukaryota; Metazoa; Chordata; Actinopteri; Salmoniformes; Salmonidae
Product: potassium voltage-gated channel subfamily A member 2-like
Exons: 3
Coding region: 61-1572 (503 amino acids)
Biological process (GO): potassium ion transmembrane transport; protein homooligomerization
Cellular component (GO): voltage-gated potassium channel complex; dendrite; axon terminus
Molecular function (GO): protein binding; delayed rectifier potassium channel activity
Source: RefSeq, a predicted model, not a curated record
CUGCGCCCUCCCCCCCCGCUGCUCAUCUGAACGCUGCAGGCCCCGCCUUACUCCUCUACCAUGACGGUUGCUACAGGGGACCCGGGGGACGACGCAUACGAACCGGAACUGAGCCACGAGUGCUGCGAGCGUGUAGUCAUCAACAUCUCCGGGCUGCGCUUUGAGACGCAGCUGAAAACCCUCUCCCAGUUCCCUGAAACUCUGCUGGGGGACCCCAAGAAGAGGAUGAGGUACUUUGAUCCUCUGAGGAACGAGUAUUUCUUUGACAGGAACCGGCCCAGUUUCGAUGCCAUCCUGUACUACUACCAGUCAGGAGGGAAACUGCGCAGGCCGGUUAAUGUCACUCUAGACAUCUUUUCAGAGGAGAUCCGCUUCUAUGAGCUGGGUGAGGAGGCCAUCGAGAUCUUCAGAGAGGAUGAGGGCUUCAUUAAGGAAGAAGAGCGUCCUCUCCCAGAGAAUGAGUUCCAGAGACAGGUGUGGCUGCUGUUUGAGUAUCCCGAGAGUUCCGGCGCGGCCCGUAUCAUCGCCAUCAUCAGCGUCAUGGUGAUCCUGAUCUCUAUCGUGUCCUUCUGCCUGGAGACCCUCCCCGUGUUCCGGAACGACCAUGAAGACAACAAUGUGUUCCAGCCUUUCAACAACUCCUCGUCUUCCUUCACCUCCUCCUACUUCACGGAUCCAUUCUUCAUCCUGGAGACGCUCUGCAUCAUCUGGUUCUCCUUCGAGUUCCUCGUCCGCUUCUUCGCGUGUCCUAGUAAAGCCGGGUUCUUCGGUAACAUUAUGAAUAUCAUCGAUAUUGUGGCGAUUAUUCCAUAUUUCAUCACGUUGGGCACCGAGCUGGCAGAGAAACCGGAGGACGGGCAGACGGGGCAGCAGGCCAUGUCUCUCGCCAUCCUCAGGGUCAUCCGUCUGGUCAGGGUGUUCAGGAUCUUCAAGCUGUCCAGACACUCCAAGGGGCUCCAGAUCCUGGGCCAGACCCUGAAGGCCAGCAUGCGGGAGCUUGGCCUCCUCAUCUUCUUCCUCUUCAUUGGAGUCAUCCUCUUCUCCAGCGCUGUUUACUUCGCUGAGGCCGACGAGGCGGACUCCCAGUUCAGUAGCAUCCCAGAAGCCUUCUGGUGGGCCGUGGUUUCUAUGACCACCGUAGGCUACGGCGACAUGGUGCCCACCACCAUCGGCGGGAAAAUCGUUGGAUCACUCUGCGCCAUCGCCGGCGUGCUGACCAUUGCCUUACCAGUUCCUGUCAUCGUGUCCAACUUCAACUACUUCUACCACAGGGAGACGGAGGGCGAGGAGCAGGCGCAGUACCUGAACACACCCAGCGUGCCCAAGGCCGACUCAGCAGAGGACCUGAAGAAGAGCAGCAGCAGCGGGAGUGGUUCCCCCCUCAGUAAGUCAGACUACAUGGAGAUACAGGAAGCUGCACUGAACCACAGCACUGAAGACUUCAGAGCAGAGAGCCUGAAGACAGGCAACUGCACCCUGUUGGCUAAUGCUAACACACUAGGUAAUGCUAACACUAACACGCUGGCUAACACAAACCAUGUCAACAUCACCAAGAUAAGAACGGAGGUAUAGCUGGAUUCAGACGGUAUAACACCAACUUCUUGGUUGACAGGUAACCGGAAGAAAAUAGUAGAGGAGUGGAGGACUGAGGAAAUACCCUUCCUCUCUCUGAUGUUGUUAAAGGCUUGGAGCCCCUACUGGAGCUGUCCAGACUAGAUCACUGAAACUCUGAUAGAGACCCUGCAAGGUGGACCUUAGCCCCACAUCUUACCCCCCCCCCCCAAACUGACCAGCUCCUAACUCACCCCCCCCCCCAUGUCCCUCUGUUGGGAGGUGAAGCUUCCCUGUGUUCUGUGUCUGCAUGGCAUUAGUCUGGUCUGUGUGACUGUUAAACUGUCCAGUAGGCGUCUAUAUACACUGCUCGCUACAGUAGCCCGGUAGUAGGAGAACUGCCGACUGUCACCAGACCUAAAAACUCUCAGACAGCAUAGAGGGACCACUCUGCACAAACUGCCACAAUCCCGUCAGCAGAGAUCUAGGAUCAGUUUUCCCUGAACAAGUCCUAGCCGUAACCAAUAGGAGAUAUAAGGCAAAACUGAUCUUAGAUCAGGGUCUCAUCAUCUUCUAAUUAACUAGCUCUAACUGCCAGCCGAUAGCAGCUUAUUGACCCCCCCUCUCCCACCCCGUACCCCCUGAAACUCUCUCCCACCCCGUACCCCCUGAA